AUGACAAACUUUAUCCUGACUUCUUCAGGCCCACUGCCUCUUACAAAUCAGCUCGAAAACCUUCCAGUUGAACUAGUAAGGAUGAUCGCGGCCUCACUCAAAGAUGAGGAAGAUAUUGCCACCUUCUCCCUCUGUAAUCAGGACCUGUUUUGCGUCCUUAAAGGCAUGGUUACCCCCAAGCUCAUCGCAUACGUCGCGGCCUGCGGCACCGAGCCCAGAUCUAUCUCCAUGGCGAUCCGGAAACUAGGAGCAAAUACCAUGACUCAAGCCCUAACGAUGGACGUCAAUGGCAUCUACGCUCUUGAGGCAGUAGCCCGGGGAAGGCGCACGGACAUCUACAGAGUCCUUCAGCCAUUCGUCACACGCGGGCACGAAAGCAUACUGAGAGCUUUCAAAGAAUCCGUCUCGCUCAAAAUUAAGCUGGCCAAACUGGCAGUCGAGGCAUUCCGACAUAUCUGCAAUUACUCCACUGCUUUAGUCGCCGCAGCCCUUCUCCCCCAUAUGUACCCUCACCUCCGCGUACAAGCCUGUACUGGAUCUCUAGAGGGGGUGGUUACUUCUGGUGAGGUAGAUCUCCUGCAGGUCCUAAUCAAUGGAGGAGCCAAUCUCGAUACGUUCUUUGUCGAGGAUCACAUCCCCCCGGAUAGACACACAGCGCUACAUUGGCUCGCAAUGUACGGGCUGUGGUCGAACAAAAACGAUCAGUUCGUCGAGCCGAUGGUGCGAAUGCUUACCGCCGCAGGAGCAAAUGUCAACGCCGUUGACUUCCAGGGCCGGACCCCGCUCCAUGAGCUUGCCCUUGGAGGCUCACAGGCUGUCAUUGAGCAUUAUUCUUUCCCGGACGAGCUCACGACCCAGACAGUCGAGUGGACCUACAAAUGCACAUUGGGAUAUCUGUUUCGUGCGGGGGCGGAUGUUAAUAUGCAGGACGACCUUGGGAUGACGGCUCUCCAUUUUGCUGUCAAGAAGCAGGAGACGGUUAUGAUUGAGCUGCUUCUUGCGCACGGUGGUAUCAAUGUACUGCUUGAGAAUCAUGAAGGCAUUCGCGCCAGCAUGAUGAGUGGCGAGGAUGACUUCCAAAUACUUGCGGUAGAACAAGAUCAGAUGAACUUACAAUAG
Molecule: messenger RNA, 1119 nt
Organism: Morchella sextelata
Lineage: Eukaryota; Fungi; Ascomycota; Pezizomycetes; Pezizales; Morchellaceae
Exons: 2
Coding region: 1-1119 (372 amino acids)
Molecular function (GO): protein binding
Source: RefSeq, a predicted model, not a curated record